GCCCAUUUUGUCCCGAUUUCCCAAAAUAAUUCAUUCCCAGUUUGCCGAAAAGAAAUUCAUAAAGAAAUUCAAUCAACUGUAACAACAAGAGAAUCUGACAAUGCUUCAAGGAAAAAAUAAACAGAAAACUAAUAACGUUGAUAAAACGGAAAGAACGGAGUUGGAGACCAAACCGGAAAUUGCAAAUGAAACUGAGAAGACGCGUCGUGUGCCACAGAGCAACAGCAAGACCGCAAUCACUCCGGAGAAUAAGAGCAUGAUUCAAUUUGCCUACAGUAUCCUGAUGCGAGUUCUUGAAAGCGGAAAGAGCACAGAUAUGGAGCUGACACGUCUUAUUCCACCUGAGGAUGUAGAAACUUUGCUGUUUCAUGCAUUCAGCAUAUUCAAUAAGCAACCAAUGCUCAUUGAGGUCAACUCACCAAUUAACAUUUGUGGUGACAUUCAUGGACAAUUCAGUGAUCUUCUUCGCCUCUUUGACAAAAACGGCUUCCCACAUCGUGCGAAUUAUCUGUUUCUUGGUGAUUAUGUGGAUCGUGGAAAGCAUUGCCUUGAAACAAUCUUGCUUCUAUUCGCCUACAAAGUCAUCUUUCCAAACCAUUUCUUCAUGUUGCGAGGCAAUCACGAAUGUUCACUUAUCAACAGGCAAUAUGGAUUCUACGAAGAGUGUCAGCGCCGUUACAACAAACCAUCCGUAUGGCAUUCGUUUCAAGGUGUCUUUUCGGUUAUGCCAUUGACAGCUCUUGUUGGUCAGAGAAUUUUGUGUAUGCAUGGCGGUGUUUCCAAAAUGCUUCAAAACGUCAGUCAACUUCGUGCUAUCAAACGUCCAUUUGACAAUCCUGAGCCAAAUACGCUUGCAAUUGACAUUCUUUGGAGCGAUCCAACAAACUUCCAAAAAGGAUGGAACCCGAACUCUCGUGGUGUUUCGUACGUUUUUGGAUCAGAUGCCCUUCGCAAACUUCUCGAUCGUCUUCAAAUUGAUCUCGUGGUUCGUGCUCAUCAAGUUGUGCAAGACGGCUACGAAUUCUUUGCUAAUCGUCGUCUGGUUACAAUCUUUUCGGCACCGUUCUACUGUGGACAGUUUGAUAAUGCAGCUGCAGUGAUGUAUGUCAAUAAGAAUCUUGUUUGUUCGUUUGUGGUUCUCCGUCCUAGAAAGAAAAUUGCGAGACGUCGUAUGAUGCCAGCGGUCAACUAGUGUAUGAUUCCUCGAAUGUAUUGAACUUUUCUUCUGUCUCGAAUUUCCAGUGAUAUAAACACAUUCUCGUGAUUGUUCCUUUCUCCGGUAGUAGUGCAUAGAUAUUAUUGUUUAUUCAGUUCCAUCCACUCACUUUUCUCUCUCUUUCAUUUCAUGAACUUGUUGUAUGUUCUUCCCUUUCAUGGAUUUUGUGUGUGUGUUCUUCUUUUUGAUGGUAUGUUAGCUCACAUACACUACUAUUUUAUUUUUAUUCGUGAUCUCUUCUCGUUUUUUCGAAUAAAUGUUUAUGUU
Molecule: messenger RNA, 1483 nt
Organism: Caenorhabditis elegans
Lineage: Eukaryota; Metazoa; Nematoda; Chromadorea; Rhabditida; Rhabditidae
Gene: F25B3.4
Product: Serine/threonine-protein phosphatase
Exons: 6
Coding region: 101-1192 (363 amino acids)
Biological process (GO): male meiosis chromosome segregation; egg-laying behavior; regulation of pseudopodium assembly
Cellular component (GO): chromatin; chromosome; pseudopodium
Molecular function (GO): protein serine/threonine phosphatase activity; hydrolase activity
Source: RefSeq, marked reviewed